AGCCACGCCCCUUGAAGCAGAGGCAGCCAUGCUUUCCUUCCUUCGCGUCUGACAGGUCAGAUUCCGCAGGAGAGCCCCGCUGGCCAGCCAUCAAUGAGAAGAAGGGGUCCAGGAUGGACGAGGAGCCCACAGGGAGUGGGGGGGCUCCAGACUCCCAGCCAAAGCCAAGGGCCCCCCGGAAGCGGAAAAGGGAGGUGAGCGGGGGCGCAGGACCCUCCAGCCGAGCCCCCAAGGAGAAGAAGAGGAAGAAGCCCCGCCGAGCCCCCAGGACCCCCGCCCCACACUACUUUGUGCACGAGACAGACAACGACAUGCUGCUGAUCAUCUCCAAUAUGGGCGAAGCCCCCGAGCGGCCCCUUCGGAAGACCUCCAAGAGGAAGAAGGGGAAGGCCAAGCAGAAGAAGCAGCAGAAAAGUCCAACGAAACGGCCCGCAAAUAGAGGGAAAGCCGCCCAAAGAGGGUCUCUGGCAAAGCAACCGGGGAGUGUUGGAGUUCCAGGAGAGGGCAAAGAUGCGCUCCCAGUUUCCUCCCAGUCAGCUAAUGGAAGCUCCUGGGGAGAACAUCUCCCUGUGGAGAUCCUGGUGCAAAUCUUCCAUGUGGCCGUGGCUUCCGAUGGAGCGGUGCCCUUCCUCUGCAGGAUGUCCCGUGUGUGCCGGCUGUGGUACGGAGCGGCCUCCAACCCCGUCCUGUGGCAGAAGGUGUCCAUCGGCCACUGCUGGGUGGCUCCAGGGAAACGGCUUCCUCCUGCAGCGGAGAAGAGAGUCCUUGGCACCUUGGAGUGGCUGGUCCCCAACAGGUUUUCCCACCUCCGGGAGUUUUCCCUCUGUCAUUGGAAAAGCCUGGUGCCGGUUGUCUUGAAGGCGAUUGGCCAUUCCUGCCCCCUCCUGACCUCCCUGAAGCUGUCCCACUGCAAUGGGGUGACCACCGAGUCCCUCUGCGCAAUAGCUGAGAGCUGCCCACACCUGGAGAGCCUGAACCUACAGAAUUCCCAGACGGAUUCUUCAGCAGUGCUCAGCUUUCUGGAAGCGGCUGGCUCUCGCCUCCGGCACCUCUGGUUGACAUACAGCAGCCGCAUGAGUGCCAUCAUCGGGGUGAUUUUGAACGGCACCUGCCCGGAACUGCAGCUCCUCGAGGUGAACACGGAGCUCAAGCAGAGCCCGCACCACUUCCAGCUCCCCAUCGAGCAGCUCCAGGCCGCCUGCCCAAAGCUCCAGGUGCUGCGGCUUCUGAACGUCAUCUGCUACCCAAAGUCGGUGCCCUCCUCGGCCCCGCAGUCCCCGGGGUUUCCUCACCUGGAGGAGCUCUGCCUGGCCACCACCUCCUUCUCCUUUGUGGACAACAACAUGCUGCGCCGCAUCCUCUGCGCCUCCAGCCGGCUCCGCGUCCUGGACCUGCGCGGCUGCUUCCGCGUCACGCCCAAGGGGAUGGAGCUGCUGCCCUGCCCAGACCUAGAGCAGCUCUACCUGGGCCUCUACUGCAGCGCUAUCCACCUCCACCUGCCGCUCGAGGGCUGCCCUCUCAUCACCUGGAAGUGGAACCACAGCCUGCGGGAGCUGGACCUGACCGGGCAGAGCUUCAGCGAGGCCGACCUGGAGGAGGCCAUGGCAGCCUUUGGCCAGAAGCCCGGAGCGGAAGGGGAACCAGUCCUGCGCUCACUCAGCCUCACGGGCACCAAGGUCACCCUCAACACCGUCAGCUCCCUGAUCGCCAGCUGCCCGUCCCUGCGCUCGCUCAACCUCUCCUCCUGCCGCCAUUUGCCCCGCGGGAUGAAGAAGGCCUACCGGGGCCAAGAGGAGAUCCGCCACUGCUUGCACCAGCUCUUGAGCAGCUCAGAGGCGUCCGCCGGACUGGGCAGCACCACAUAAAGUCGUUCCAGAGGCUCAGAGUGGUCCCUCUUAACUUUGGACAGCUUCAUUCGCUGACCACUCCAAGAGGGGCCUGUUGGGCAGGGUGCCUGACCCCAUGCAGGACCACGGACAGCCCAUUCCCUUGUAAUAUAUUUGAGGAAAGAAGGGUUUGGUGUGAAGGACGCUGGGCCCUCUUCCCUCUCGUUUUGUACUUUUGUUUCCGUUGUCUUUUUUCUAAUUGUUUGUACAUGCAAACUCUACCAGAAUAAAAGGGUUUUUCACUUCUGGGUGCAUCA
Molecule: messenger RNA, 2143 nt
Organism: Anolis sagrei ordinatus
Lineage: Eukaryota; Metazoa; Chordata; Lepidosauria; Squamata; Anolidae
Source: RefSeq, a predicted model, not a curated record